CCACCCACUCUAGGCCCUCUACUAUUGGCUGAUAUUGGCAAGCUAGUUCAUUCUGAUUGGACUAUACCAGCCUCACAGAAAGUCAGUCAAGCUGGAAGAGCCGAAGUGAUUGUGCCAUGAGUGUUGCCCAGGGGAGAAGGCAAAGGGAAUCCCUGUGCAGCCUUGCAUGAUAGGUAACUGUGAGCACUGAUGCAGUGACACGGACUAAUAGAAUGGGGAUCUGCUGCCGUCCUUUUAACAGUAGGACAGAUGUAACAAUUGCCUCUCAUCCUUUCCGGAAUGUCAAAGAGAGGAAGUGACACAACGCUACGAUGCACUUUCCCCACCACCAUAGGGCAACUCCUGAAGUGCUACAGCCCCCAGAAACCAGCCCAGAGUAGGAAGGCCAGUUGUAACAACCAUGACACUGGGAAGAAUCGCAUACAAAGCAGCCCCAUGACCCCCCAUUGCCCUUCUGUAUCAAGGCACUCAGAGCAGCGGCUGAGACCCCGCACUUGCACAGCGUGUCGAGCCUGCUUGAGUUUAGGCCAGAGAACCUCCAUUCCUAGUGCUGCUACUAGCUCAUCACUGCUACCACUGGAUAGGCUCAGCCACUUGCCGUACUGUUCCAGCAAAGCCAAGAAGGGCCGACAUACAGAGAAACGCAAUGACAGAGCAAUAGCGAAGUCUCCAGAUUCUGGGAAACUGAUAUCUUGCAGCCUUCAUAGAGAUUUCCACAUACAAGACUUUACAGGAAAAUGCAAUGCCAGUUUGUGCCCCAGGCGCCCAGGUUCCCUGGACUCACAAAUACAAAUCCUCCCAAGUCUCCCAGUAAAGAGGGGUAAGGAUCUCCCAGUGAGGACCCAGUCAGACAUCUGCCUGCCCCAAAGCUCACACUUCUCUGACACAGAGCUAAGGAAGUGGAUCGUACAUUUUGGAGGGGAUGAGCAGGCAGCCUUUAUGGCUAGAGGACUGCAGAGAUUACACUUGGCGUAUGAAGAAGGCAAAGCUGAAAUAGGCAGACAAGCUAAACAUAAAGGGUGACGUCUCAUCAUCAUUUAUUUAUAUAACGCCAGUAAGCAAUGCAUUGUGGGUCAAGAGCAAAAGUGAAUCAGUGUCUUUUAUAUUAGUGAUUUUACAUUCUUUCAUAAUUUAGGCCUAAAAUAUCUAUGAAUGGACCAAGUUUUAAUUAUUAUUAAUGUGGAACGUGGACUUGACCUAAUAUAUAUUUAAGGGACCCGCUACAGUACACAGACCAUAUUUUUAAGGUGGGUCAGUUUCCCAGCCUUAUUCACUAACUCAGGUACAGUCAGCCCGUAGCCCUUCGGAUCUGACAGGGGCUGCUGGGAACUGUAAUUCACAACAUAUAGCAAUCAUGAUUCAUAAUAAUUCAUAUUUAUUAUUCAGGAAAGUGAUUUGUAUUUUUGUGAUGAUUUUGUGUAUUUAAAUAUAAAUCUAAAACGUGCCAUUUUCAUGUGAGCGUAGAACUAUUUGUGUCUGCUGGCCCUGGUUUCUAUGAAGGCAUUACUGGCUCAGCUUGCAGUUUCAGUUUUCCUUAAGCUGCCAUUGUAUCUGGUCAGAUGAGCACUAGUCAUAAACCCAGAAUGGUGCAAUUGAUUGGAGUCUAAUUAAAGAUCACCUAAGUGGUGCACUUUACUUUGUUGCAUAUA
Messenger RNA from Xenopus tropicalis (tropical clawed frog), 1649 nucleotides. RefSeq lists its product as uncharacterized. The record is from RefSeq and is a predicted model, not a curated record. Bases 280 to 1023 code for a protein of 247 amino acids. Lineage: Eukaryota; Metazoa; Chordata; Amphibia; Anura; Pipidae. The transcript is spliced from 6 exons.